AUGCCUCUUCAUCUUCUCGGGAAGAAGUCAUGGAAUGUCUAUAAUCCAGAAAAUAUAGCGCGUGUCCGACGCGACGAAGCUCAAGCCAAGGCACAGGAAGAGGAAGAUGAGCGCCGCAUGCAAGAAGUCGAUGCCGAGCGGCGAAUUCGAGUACUCCGUGGUGAAUCGCCUCCUACCCCUCUUCCUCCAUCGCAAACCAUACCGCAAGCAGAAAGGAAAUCCCGCGCCGACAUUACAGGAAGUCAUAGGAAACGGAGACGUUUAGCCGGCGAAGAUGAUACAGACCGCGAUAUCAGAUUAGCGCGAGAAGACGCGGAGCUUGCGCUCGCAAAACGGGAAGAGUUGCUACAUGCUCGAAAAAGCGAAGUCGAAGCGCCGCUCCACGAUAGCGAUGGACAUAUCAACCUCUUCCCAGAGGUAAAUUCCCAGAGACGAGUUGAGAAGAACCCAGAAGCCGUAAAAGAGGCGGCGGAUAGAGUGCGAUGUUACGAAGAUCAGUAUACAAUGCGGUUCUCUAAUGCAGCUGGGUUCCGUCAAGACGUGGGCAAGAACCCCUGGUAUUCGUCCUCACAUGGCGAUGGUAUAAUCACUGAGACAAUGUCUAACAAGGAUGUCUGGGGUAAUGAGGAUCCUUUAAGGAAGGAGAGGGAGGUAGCGCGCAUAAACCUUAACGACCCUCUGGCUGCAAUGAAGAAGGGCAUUCGUCAACUAAAGUCAGUUGAGGAACAACGAAAGAAAUGGAACGAAGAAAGAAGAAGGGAGCUUGAUGCGUUGAAAUCUGCGGAGGAAACCCUGUCGCGCCACCCGGAAAAGAAAGGAGUCGGAGGGGAGAAAGGCACCACCGGCAUUCUCACGAUCGAAGUUCCACUAAUUCGCAUCGACGGCGUUCGCAUUCUAGAUCUGGCUCACGUUCCCAUCAUCACCGCAGUCAUAAUCAGCGGCAUCGCCAUCACAGCAGCCGUGUUGGCCGCAAGCAUGAAACGGGAGGUGACGCGAAAGAUCGGACAUAAGAAUGAGAUACCCGAAAGUUGUCCGUAUGGGCGGGCACCGUACAAUUACGAGUUUAUGGCUUGA
Aspergillus nidulans FGSC A4 is the source of this 1074-nucleotide messenger RNA. RefSeq lists its product as uncharacterized. Lineage: Eukaryota; Fungi; Ascomycota; Eurotiomycetes; Eurotiales; Aspergillaceae. The coding region runs from base 1 to 1074 and encodes 357 amino acids. The record is from RefSeq and is a predicted model, not a curated record. The transcript is spliced from 3 exons.